Molecule: messenger RNA, 11904 nt
Organism: Cebus imitator (Panamanian white-faced capuchin)
Lineage: Eukaryota; Metazoa; Chordata; Mammalia; Primates; Cebidae
Product: hydrocephalus-inducing protein homolog
Exons: 63
Coding region: 7-11709 (3900 amino acids)
Biological process (GO): axonemal central apparatus assembly; cilium movement
Cellular component (GO): axoneme
Source: RefSeq, a predicted model, not a curated record
GUGACAAUGCCGAAAAAGCCCUACAGUGCCCCGCUGUCCCAGAUGGAGUCCAUCCCAGCAACCUCACCGACUGCCAGCUCACCAGCAAUCCGAGUUGCGGUAGAGUCCCCCGAGAUGGAUUUAAAUAAUUCUGUUAAGACUCUUCUUGUGAAUGAAGAUGCCAGUCUUGAAGAAAAAGAACUUAGAAAAACGAAAGCGUCCAUUGUGGUCUCAGAUGAAUUAAAUAGCUCUGCUGAAACAGAAAGAAUAUACUCAAGCCAGAGCCAGACGGAGGAUCAGGAAUGCCUACAGACUUGUGAACAAAAUGAGAUGCUUUCCAUCGGAAUAGAAGAAGUGUUUGAUAUUUUGCCCCUCUAUGGAGUGUUGCAGCCACACAGCAGCCACCAAAUGUCGUUCACCUUCUAUGGACACUGUAACAUCAUUUCACAGGCUAAAGCUCUGUGUGAAGUGGAAGGCGGACCCACCUAUGAAAUAACACUAAAGGGAGAGGCGUCCCUGGUCAACUAUUCCUUUGACACCAAGGUUAUUCACUAUGGAUUACAGCUGUUUGACCACAUCACAGAGAGGGAAAUCACGCUAACGAACACGGGGAAAGUCAGCUUUGAGUUCAGAGUUCUGACUGACCACCAGUCUUCUCCAGACAACCUUCUACCUGGAGUGCCACUAAUUCUGCCUCUCUCGGGUUUUAUCAGUUCACAUCAAGCGCAGGUAUUAAAAGUUUACUACCUACCUGGAGUGCCUGAGGUCUUUCAAAGGAGUUUCCAGAUACAGAUCGCCCACCUGGACCCAGAAAGUAUCACUCUGAGUGGAGAGGGAGUCUUUCCCCAAAUCUGCCUCGAUCUCCCCAGGAACCUCACAGCAAAUGAAAAGUAUGAAACCUUCUUGAAUCAGGCCAGGAAAAACACAGACAAAGAGUAUGACAAAUGUGAAACAGUCGAUCAGUUUGACAUAAUAACCGAGGAGGUGCCAGAAGAUGAGUCUGCGGAGGUAAGUUCUCCUCUCCAGAUGGAAGUAGAGAGACUUAUUGUCCAAAGCUAUGUCCUAGAACAUCAGAAAACGAUCACCCCUGACCCCACAGACACCUGCUUCAGCCAUCGGAAUCGCCGCAAACUGGCCAAAGUCCAGCUGCCAGAGUACAUCCUGGACUUUGGCUACAUCAUCCUUGGUGAAGUCCGAACCCACAUCAUCAAAAUCACCAACACCAGUCAGUUUCCAGUGUCGUUCCACGCAGACAAGCGUGUCCUUCAUGAGACAGGAUUCAGUACUGAGCUAGAUCGUGUAAAGAAUCUGCCUUACUGUGAAACAGAAACAUUUGAAGUGAGAUUUGACCCACAGGGGGCCAAUCUACCUGUUGGAAGCAAAGAAGUCAUUCUGCCCAUCAAGGUGAUUGGAGGGCCAACAGUUCACAUCUGUCUUCAAGCCAAGGUGAUCAUUCCAACCAUGACUCUCUCUCGUGAAAAAGUGGACUUUGCCACAAUUCAGUGUGGACAAUGCCUGGUGGAAACUAUUCAGCUUUCCAAUCAUCUCCAAGUCCCUUGUGAAUGGUUUGUCCACAGCCAAAAGCCUAUUGACAAGCUGAAGAAACACAUGCCAAAAUACUUAAGACAGAAACUGCGUGCAGAAUUAAAGCCCAAGACACGGAUCUUUGAGAUCCAGCCCAUUUCUGGAGUCUUGGAUCCUGGUGAGAAGUCCAACGUGCAAGUAAAAUUCAUGCCAAAAGAAGAGAAAUUCUACAGCCAAACCCUGAUGUUUCAGAUUGCCCAGAGUGCUCAAAAGCUUACACUGCUGGUAUAUGGGCAAGGUCUAGAGCCACGCCUGGAAUUUAGUCCUUCAGUCCUGGACCUGGGGCCACUGCUACUUUGUGCACCUGGAGAUGAGGCCGAGGUGACAGUGAAGAAUCCCUGUGACUUCCCCAUUGAAUUUUAUUCCUUAGAAUUUGAUCAGCAAUAUCUCAUAGAAGAAAAGAUCUUGAGGAAGAUGAAGGGCUACGAUUCCUACAACACCCUGCUGCUGCCUCCCCGCAACCCGGGGGAGAAGCUGCCCCCAGAGCUGUACGAGUAUUUUAAGGAGAUGAAGAAGUCAAAAGAGGAGCAGAUGAGAGCGAAACAUCUGGAGAAUCUGGCCCAGGAGAAUGAAGAGGAAGACAUGCCCACAUCAGAUCAGGGAACCUCCUCUAGCACGAAGAGGACAUCGCUGAGCCGAGGGAUCUCUGUCACAUCCAACUUGGAAGAGCGGCACGGCCUGUUGAUCGAGUCCAGAACCUAUCUAGAGGAAGAGGAGGAUGAUGACAGCAUGGAAAAACUCAUGUUCCAAACUGACAAGAUUCAGAGCAUUGACAGCCACUCCAUGGAGGAAGUUGGCGAGGUAGAAAACAACCCAGUGAGCAAAGCGAUUGCUCGCCACCUGGGUAUUGACAUUUCUGCAGAAGGCCGCCUGGCUAAGAACCGGAAAGGCAUCGCCAUUAUCGUCCAUGGGACACCCUUGUCAGGAAAGUCAGCCAGCGCUGUCAGCAUGGCCAGGUACUACAACGCAGCCUGCCUGAGCAUUGACUCCAUUGUGCUGGAAGCCGUGUCUGACAGCAACAGCAUCCCAGGGAUCCGGGCCCGUGAGCUCUGCAUCAGGGCUGCCAUAGAGCAGUCCAUGAAGGAAGGAGAAGAAGCUGCCCAGGAGGCUGCUGUGGGUCAAAAUGCCAUGGGGCAAGGACGACUGAGCAGUGAGAUCUUGGGCAAGAUGACCUCAGAGAUGACUCUGGUGGCCCCGGAAAUUAAACCUGGAAAGAGUGUUCGUGGGAGCGUGGUGAUCUCCAAAAGCAAGGCGGAUAGCCAUGGCUCUGGGUCGCAGAAGCAGCAUCACCUGCACCAGUCCGAAACAUCACAGAUUUCCUCCAGCCCUCUUCCGGGGCCCCCCCAGCGCCGGCUCAGUGUCAGACCCAGUGUCGGAGGCGAGACGGGGCUGAUGAGCUGUGCGCUCCCGGAUGAACUUCUCACGCAGAUCCUGGCAGAGCGGAUACAGCUGAGUGACUGCUACCGAGGGGUGGUGUUUGACGGCCUCGACACACUCUUUGCUCGGAAUGCUGCGGCCGCCCUCCUCUGCCUGCUGAAGGCCAUCGGCAGCCGGGAGCAUAUAUACGUUCUUAACAUGGCCCAGGAUUACGCAGCCAUGAAGGCCCAGGAGAAAGCCAAAAAGGAGCAAGAAGAGCGCAAGCACAAGGAAGCUCUUGAGAAAGAGAAGGAGCGUCUCCAAAACAUGGAUGAGGACGAAUAUGAUGCCCUGACCGAGGAGGAGAAAAUGACAUUCGAUCGGGGGAUUCAGCAGGCGCUCCGGGAGCGGAAGAAGAGGGAGCAGGAGAGGCUGGCAAAGGAGAUGCAAGAAAAGAAGCUGCAGCAGGAGCUGGAGCGACAAAAGGAAGAGGAUGAGCUGAAACGGAGGGUCAAAAAGGGAAAGCAGGGAGCCGCGAAGGAGGAGCCAUCCCUGAAGAAAUCUCAAGCCGCGAACAAGCAGGUUCCUCCUUCCACCAAAGCAGAUGUCAAGACAGAGACAGUCGAAAGGAAAAUAUCUGCUAAGGAACAAGCAACAUCUGACAAGGAAGAGCUAAACAAGAAGAAAAAGAACAUGACCGAUGUCAGUGUGCAUGGGUUUCCUCUUGUCCAGGAUCAAGAGGACAGCGAAGGGGACAUCUCGAAGGACCCCGAAAAGCAACUGGCCCAGAAGUUUAAGGCCUAUGAGUUGACGCUGAAGGACAUCCAGAACAUCCUCAUGUACUGGGACCGGAAGCAAGGAGUCCAGCUGUCUCCCGUGGGGAUGGAGGAUGUGCCCCAUGAGCCCGAUGACCAGCGCCAGGUCCCCUCCAGUGGGCGCAGGGGCCGCAGGGACCGGGAGAGGGAGCGCCUGGAGAAGGAGCGGGCGGAGAAGGAGCGCCUGGAGAGGGAAAAGGCAGAGCGGGAGCGCCUGGAGAAGCUGAGAGCCCUGGAGGAGCGAAGCGACUGGGAGGGGGAAGGGGAGGAGGACCACGAAGGGAAGAAGGAGAAGGACCUGGGCGUGCCCUUCCUCAGUAUCCAGACACCAGACUUUGAAGGCUUGAGCUGGAAGCAGGCCCUAGAGAGUGACAGGCUUCCCAAAGGGGAGCAGAUCCUAGACAUCUUGGGUCUGGGUUCCUCCGGACCACCCAUUCCGCCUCCUGCCUUAUUCUCAAUCGUCUCAUACCCUGUGAAACGGCCGCCUUUGUCCAGGACAGACACACUGGGGCAUUUUGUGUUUGUGAUCCCACCAUCUGAAGACGCGUCUCUCGAUGAAAGAAGAGAAAUGGAAAUAGAAUCAGACCUUCUGGCCUUCACAAACACUACCAAGGCUCAAGAGGAGCAGACCAGCUCAUCUAAAGCAGGCAGACAGAAAAUGAAAGAAAAGAUAGACCAAGUCUCUGAGACUCAGAAGGACAAGCGUCGCAUGGCCUUAACCAAGAAGGCCGUUUCGGGGGCACUUGCUGGAACCAUUUCCCCGCUGUCAGAUAUAGACCUGAACAAUUUCAACGGGCAGCACUCCCAGGAGAAAUUCAUCAGACUGAAUCACUUUCGGUGGAUUGUGCCAGCCAACAGCGAGGUAACGUUGCAGGUGUACUUCUCUUCUGACGAGUUUGGGAACUUUGACCAAACCUUUAACUUUGAGAUCCUAGGAACUUGUCGCCAGUACCAGCUCCACUGCCGAGGCAUCUGCACUUACCCAUACAUUUCCCAAGACCCAAAAGUUAUAUUUCCUCAGAGGAAGAUGGACAUGAAGAUAAAUGAGGUCAUCUUUAAGAAGUAUGUUAUGAGUGUGGAGACAUACUAUUUCGGGCCACUGCUUUGUGGAAAAUCAAGAGAUAAGUACAAGUCAUCAGUAUUCCCUAGCAACACGGAGACGCUCACAAUCCUGAACACUUCCUUAAUGGUGGUGGAGGCAUUCUUCUAUUUUCAGAAUGAUGUCAAAGCAAACACAUACUUCCUGGAACCCAACACCAUGGUCCUGAAGCCCAAUGAGAAGCAGAUAUUAAACGUAUGGGCCUACCCUACUUCAGUUGGUGUCUUUGAAGACAGCAUUGUCUGCUGCAUCAAUGAUAACCCAGAGCCAGCCAUCUUCCAAUUAAGCUGCCAGGGGAUCCGCCCAGAACUGGAGUUGGAACCCAGGCAAUUACAUUUUGACCGGCUCUUGCUGCACAGACAGGAAGCCAGGGUAGUUCUUCUCCGCAAUGUCACGCUCCUGCCCGUGGCCUGGCGGAUCACCAACCUGGAGCACUUGGGUGAUGAUUUCACCGCGUCCAUGAUGCAGGGAACCAUCCCCCCAAAGGCUGAGUACGGCCUGCACCUGUACUUUCAGCCCACCAAGCCUAUCAACAUCAGGAAGGCUAUUCGGUUGGAGGUUUUAGAUGCAGAAAAUCUUCUCGGUGUUGUUCAGAUUGAAAAUAUCACGGUCUUUGCAGAGGCAUACGACAUCGCCUUGGACAUCACCUUCCCCAAAGGAGCUGAAGGAGGCCUGGACUUUGGGAUUGUCAGGGUCACAGAGGAGGUGAAGCAGCCCCUGCAAUUGAAGAACCGCGGGAAAUACGAGAUCGGAUUCAGCUUUUCCGUGGACUCUGUAGGGAUUUCAACACCUAAUAUAAAUUCCAUGAUCUCAGUCCAGCCCAGAAAGGGUUCACUGACCCCAACAGAAAAACCCACAAAUGUCCAAGUUUUCUUCCGUGCGAAAAAAGAAGUGAAGAUCGAGCACCAGCCUAUUCUGCGCUGUCAGAUUAUUGAGCCCAGUAUUUCAGAAGGAGGUGAGAUCAUUGCCAGCAUCCCAAUUAAGUUUUCUGUGAAUGCAGUAUAUUCCAAAUACAACAUCAGCCCCUCCUCCAUCAUCAACUUUGGAGCUUUGAUCUGUGGCGCCCGUAAAAGCACCACCUUCACCAUAGAAAAUCAAGGUGUUACUGACUUCAAGUUCACCCUCUAUAGGAUGACAGGGGAGAGCCCCAUUCAUCAAAAGAAAGCAGUCAGCCACAUCAGACGUGCAAGAUCCCGAGAAAGUGAGAGCUUCUACAAAACUGGCUCUUCCAAGGCAGCCAAGUUCUCUGAUGCAAUUCAGAAGGAAGUGAUCAGCACAGGCCAGGCCCGCUUCUCCCAUGGCAUGUUCACCGUGUACCCCUUGUUUGGCUCCAUCCCUGCCGGAGGACAGCAGGUCCUCAAUGUUGACUGUGUGGCUGACCCCGUGGGAAGAUGUGAGGAGUUUAUAGCCAUCGAUAUCUCCGGCCGAGACCCUACAGACCAGCCUACCGGCAUUCCUUACACCCUGCUGGCUGAAGCCUGUCUCCCAGCCUUUGUGACCGAAAACAAUGCCUUGAUAUUUGAAGAGCACCAGAUAUGUACCAGCGCCAACCUGUACCACAUCCUGCAGACCAUAGAGAGUGGGGGGCUCUUUGUGGAGGACGAGAACAAGUUCAUCUUUUGCAAUGUCCUGGUAGGCCGCCAAGCCAAGGCUCGGUUCAAGAUCAGCAAUGUGGGAAAGAUUGCCUGUGAUGUCAACGUUGUAGUCAGGCCUAUCUCCAAUAAGCCCUAUGCCCGCAUCGUCGACAUUUUUGAAGUGGAACCCAACAAGAUGUGCAUUGCCAGUCAUUCCCAUGCCUUUGCCACAGUGUCCUUCACCCCGCAGAUCAUGCAGAACUACCAGUGCAUCUUUGAGGCUACCUUGGAUGGCUUGCCCAGCACCCUGGCCAAGAGCCGAGGCCUUGUGUUUGACAUCGCUGGUGAGGGGAACCUCCCUCGAGUGACGGUUGUACGGCCAGUUCUUCAUAACCAAUAUGGAAACCCCUUGCUCCUCUUUAAGAGGCUUCUGCUUGGUCGUUCAGAGAAGCUACCUCUCAUCCUCAAGAACAAUGGCAUCCUCCCUGCCCAGCUGCAUGUUGACCUACAGGAUGAACUAGGAGUCUUCUCCCUGAAGGGGAGGCCCAGCACCUCGUACAUUUACAUCACAGAGGAAAACAAGCCACAUGAGAAAGCAAAGAAAGCUCACACAGCUUCCUUGGUUGUUUCUCCUGGAGAUACAGCUGAAUUUGAUGUCUUUUUCCACUCCCAGAAGGUUGGGAGGGUGAAAGGAAUCAUCCACUUGUCAGUGAUCAACAACCAGUAUGAGGAGACCAUCAUCCACAUUGUGGGAGAGGGCUAUGAGGAUGACAUCACGUUGGACAACAUCCACGGGCUGGUGGCAUCCGCCAAUCAGGAAGGCAUAAGUAUCUCUGAGUUCACAGAGAUCCUCGAGGACAAUGAUAUGGAAGACUUGGUGGCAGCUGCUCUGGUGGACCAUAUCCAGUUUGGGGACUGCCACAUUGGACACAGCUAUAAUGUGAGCUUCACAGUCACAAAUCACAGCCAAGUGAACGUGAUACGGUUUCAAUGGCCUGUUUUAGCUACAGUUACUUUCUCCCCACAGGUGGGCCACCUCCACCCUGGGUGUGCCAAGGACAUAGUGGUGACCAUGAAGUCAGACAUACCCAUCAACCUGAAGAACAUGCAGAUCAAGUGCAAGCUCUCCAAGAUCAUGUUUCAGGUCCCUGCAGACCAGGUCCCUGACUGGGAUGACCGCAUGCGCACCGUCAAGUGGGUGGACGUGCCCAGAAACAUGCCUGGAACUCUCACUACAAAAAGAAAAGUGAUAGAGACGGAUCCUGAGCCCGCUCACUCAGUAGUAGAAGAAAACUACCCAGAACUACAGGUUCAAAUCAGCGCCAAUGUGGAUUUUGCUUCCUACCACUGCCAAACAAGAGAUGUGUGCUUUAAGGAAACCUUGGUUUACCAGACCCGAGUGUUUGAGUUUGACAUGACUAAUUCAGGACAUGUGCAGCUGGAAUUCAACUGGGUCUCAGAAGAUACCUCAAAGGCAGUCAGCUUUGCAAAACCAGAUCACCAAGGUUCCACUCAAAAAGAUCAGCUUAGUCAGGACACGAUGCACACAGCCAGCACCAUGGACAGCACCAUGGACCACUGGACUGAAGGUUCCCCACAGCCCUUCUCUGUGGAGCCCUCCUCUGGAAUCGUGCCUGUGGGGAAGAUUCAGAAGCUCAAAGUGAAAUUCUCCCCGUUGGACAUUGGAGACUUCGAGAGCAACCUUUUCUGCCAGAUUCCCAACCUGCCACCUGGAGAGCAAGGUCCGGUCCUGGUAGCAAAAGGGCGGAGCAUCUUGCCCAUCUGCCAUUUUGAUCUGAAAGACUCAGACUACAUCAGUGGCCAUCAGCGCAACCCAGAGCUCCGAGGAUCUGGUGGGGGAGCUCUGGAUUCAAACAUCCGGGUGAUUGAGUUCACCACUGUGGGCAUAGGAGGGAAGAAUCUCCGGUCCUUUACAAUCCUAAACCCAACCAAUAGCACGUACUCCUUCUGCUGGACCUCUGAAGAAACUGAAAGUCUCCAGAACCCUGCAGCGUUCACAUGUCUUACCGAGAAGGGCUUCAUCCACCCUGAAAAGAAAGCUGAGAUCGUGUUCCAGUUCACACCUGUCCAUCUGGACAUCACUGAAUCACUGUGGACCUUCCUAAUCCCUGAACACAACAUCACAGUCCCUUUCCUGCUGGUGGGCAAAACUACUGACCCUCUUAUCUCUCUGAACAAGUCACACCUCAACUUCAGCUCUCUCCUCAUCGGCAGAGAAGUCAGGGAGACUGUGCAGAUCAUCAACAAGGAGGAACAGGGGUUCGACUUUUCCUUCCAGGACAACUCCCGCUAUUCUGAAGGUUUCAGCAACAGCCUGCUUGUAUGUCCCACGGAAGGCUGGAUCCCACCACUGUCCAGGUUUCCGAUUGAUAUUUUCUUCACACCAAAGCAGGAAGGAGAUGUGAACUUUAAUUUGAUCUGCAAUGUGAAAAAGAAAGUCCACCCUCUGAGGUUAAAUGUCAAGGCCGAGGGCUACACUAUGAAUGCAGAGAUCAAGUGCAAGGACAGGACAGGCACCAUCACUCUGUUGACUCCCAACCAGACGAACAUUAUCAACUUCUAUGAGGUGGAGUUAAAUGAAUGUGUCCAGUGUGAAUUCAACUUUAUCAACACUGGAAAGUUCACCUUCAGCUUCCAGGCAGAGCUGUCUGGCUCCAAAGCCCUGCUGCAGUAUUUGGAAUUUUCACCCACCGACAGCAUUGUGGAUGUGGGGCAGAGUGUACAUGCCAUCCUGUCUUUUCAUCCAGUUAAGAAGUGUGUCUUGACAGAUCUGGAACUCAAAAUCAAGAUCAGCCAUGGCCCAACAUUGAUGUGUAGCGUCUCAGGCUGUGCUGUGACCCCGGCUAUCCAUUUCUCCUUCACCAGCUACAACUUUGGGACCUGCUUUAUCUAUCAGGCUGGGAUGCCCCCUUACAAACAAACCUUGGUCAUUACCAACAAGGAAGAAACACCUAUGAGCAUAGAUUGUCUGUACACCAAUACCACUUACCUCGAGGUGAGCUGCCGUGUUGAUGUGAUAAAGCCAGGAAAGACACUGGAGGUUCCAAUAACUUUUUAUCCUCGAGAAAGUAUCAACUAUCAAGAACUCAUCCCCUUUGAAAUCAAUGGGCUGUCACAACAAACAGUCGAAAUCAAAGGGAAGGGUGCUGAAAUGAAGAUUGUAGUCCUAGAUCCAGCCAACAGGAUUGUGAAGUUGGGAGCUGUCCUACCAGGGCAGGUUGUGAAAAGAACCGUUUCCGUCAAGAACAACAGCCUGGCCCAGCUCACAUUUAACCAGUCUGUUAUGUUCUCAAUUCCAGAACUCCAGGAACCCAAGGUCAUCACCUUGGUGCCCUUCCGCAACAUCACGCUGAAGCCCAAAGAAGUCUGCAAACUGGACAUCAUCUUUGCCCCGAAGAAGCGCGUCCCUCCCUUCUCUGAGGAGGUGUUCAUGGAAUGCAUGGGACUCCUGCGCCCCCUAUUUCUCCUUAGCGGCUGCUGCCAGGCCCUGGAGAUCUCCCUGGACCAGGAACAUGUUCCCUUCGGACCCGUGGUGUAUCAGACACAAGCCAUGCGUCGCAUCCUCCUGUCGAACACAGGCGAUGUGGGUGCAAGGUUUAAAUGGGACAUCAAAAAAUUUGAGCCUCAUUUCUCCAUUAGCCCAGAAGAAGGCUAUAUUACCUCAGGCAUGGAGGUUUCUUUCGAAGUGACCUACCAUCCCACCGAGGUGGGAAAGGAGAGCCUCUGUAAAAACAUUCUCUGCUUCAUCCAGGGAGGCAAUCCUCUGAGCCUAACCCUGUCUGGAGUCUGCGUGGGACCACCUGCAGUAAAAGAGGUGGUGAAUUUCACAUGCCAGGUGCGGUCCAAGCACACACAGACCAUCCUGCUGUCAAACCGCACCAACCAGACCUGGAAUCUGCAUCCCAUCAUUGAGGGUGAGCACUGGGAGGGGCCUGAGUUCAUCACCCUGGAGCCCCACCAGCAAAACAAGCCCUAUGAGAUCACCUACAGGCCCCGCACCAUGAACUUGGAGAACCGCAAGCACCAGGGCACCCUCUUCUUCCCCCUCCCAGAUGGGACUGGCUGGCUGUAUGCUCUACACGGGACUUCUGAGCUCCCCAAAGCUGUAGCCAAUAUCUACCGUGAAGUGCCAUGUAAGACCCCCUACACUGAACUCCUGCCAGUCACCAACUGGCUAAACAAGCCCCAGAGAUUCAGGGUCAUCGUGGAAAUACUGAAACCAGAGAAGCCAGACCUAAGCGUUGCUAUGAAGGGCCUUGAUUACAUUGAUGUACUGUCUGGCUCUAAGAAAGACUACAAACUGAACUUCUUUUCCUACAAGGAGGGAAUGUACACUGCAAAGGUGAUCUUCCGAAACGAGGUGACAAAUGAGUUCCUGUACUACACAGUGAGUUUCAGGGCCAUCCCUUCAGGCAUCAUCAAAACCAUCGAGAUGGUGACCCCCGUCCGGCAGAUUGCAUCAGCCUCCAUCAAGCUGGAGAACCCUCUGCCCUACUCGGUGACCUUCUCCGUGGAAUGCCGGAUACCGGACAUCGCCCUCCCCUCCCAGUUUGUGGUGCCUCCCAACUCCGAGGGCACGUUCUCGUUUGAAUUCCAGCCCCUGAAAGCUGGAGAAACCUUAGGAAGACUGACUUUGCACAGCACUGACUUGGGUUACUACCAGUAUGAGCUCAAUCUGAAAGCCACACCAGCACUUCCGGAAAAGCCCGUUCACUUCCAUACUGCCCUUGGCAGCAGUCAAAACAUCCUUGUGAAGUUCAUCAAUUACACACGGCAGAGGACAGAAUACUACUGCAGGACAGACUGCACAGACUUCCACGCAGAAAAAAUCAUUAAUGCAGCCCCAGGAGGCCAGAGCGGCACUGAAGCCAGUGUGGAAGUCUUCUUCGAGCCCAGCCAUCUGGGUGAGACCAAGGGCAUCCUCAUCCUAUCAUCACUUGCAGGUGGGGAGUAUAUCAUCCCCCUCUUUGGAACGGCUCUGCCUCCCAAGCCCCAAGGUCCCUUCCUGAUCCGAGCCGGGUACAGCAUAAUCAUCCCCUUCAAGAAUAUCUUCUAUCAUGUGGUGACCUUCUCCAUCAUCGUGGAGAACCCAGCCUUCAGCAUUCGCGCUGUGGAGUCUGUGCGGCCCAAGAAGAUCAACAACAUCGCAGUCUUCUUUGAAGGAAACCCAUCCGGCAGCAAAACCCCCAUCACCACCAAGCUGAUUGUGAGCUGCCCUCCUGGUGAAGGCAGUGAAGCUGGAAUUAAAUGGGUUUAUUAUCUAAAGGGGAUCACCCUUUAGUGGUAACCAGAGUUACCUGCAUCAACCAAAAUCUACGCAUUGUCUUAGCCUGACAAAGAAUAGAGAAAACAAUAAAAAUUCUAAAGGAACUGUUUUUAUUCUUCUUAUACAAUUAUAGGGGCAGUUAUUUCCAUAUUACAUGUUUUCCAAAUAUAGAUAUGAAAUAUCUAUUUCAUAUUAAACAUUAUAACUACA